AUUCAAGUUUCUUCUAUAUACAAGCAGCAUGUACAUAUACUAUAUUAAAGAAAACGCAAGGCUGGAGCUCUAUUGAGAAAAAAAAACAACCGAGCAAGAGAGACAAACAACGAGGCAAGACAUUCCGAUUCAUUGGAGGCGCAUUUCAGUAUUCUUGUGUCGAUCAAUGAGUGUUGUAUUGGAGCUCCCUCGAAAGUCCAAACUCUUAUCGUCCCAGCACACAAAGUUUCAUUCACAAUUUCCUUUGAUUUCCAAACUCGCGUGACUAACGGGAAAAUUUGAAUUUUCCGGAGGACAGUGUGGAAAGCCUGGCUAAGGGAGAGAGAGUGUAGUGCGGCACCUACAUAUAAAAUUACACCACACAAGAGUUGUGAUGUUGUAAGAGUUUUUGUGGGCUCGCGUAGAGAGAAAUGCAACUUUGAGCCAUUUGGCGCAGUGAGAAAUUUUUCCUUGUAAAAAGUACAGAGAGUGUGAGGAAAAAGAGAGAGAGAAAAGCAAAGAGAGAAAAAUGAAUGUGUUAGCACAUAAGUGAAGAAGUAGAAAAAGAGUGAAUAAACAAACAAGAGUUCCAGAAGCAAUUUUAAGUUGUUUGCAUUGAAAUCGAACGUUGUAAUAUGUUAUAUCACAUAUAGAAGAGUGGAAGAAAAAAAAGACACACAGCAAAAAGCGCGACAGAAAAGCUGAAGGAGGUGAGAGCGAGAUUCAAAAGUGCUUGGACUAGUUCUGGUGUGAAUACAUAUUGAUAGUUUUUCCAACGAGUUGGGAGGAACACCAUUUAAUAUCCCCAUAGUGAAGUUAAAUUGUAACCCCAGGGAGGAAAAGACGAGAAGAAAAUGUACUUACAAAUUGCCGGAACGGGAUUUGUGGUAAUUUGCCUGAUUCACCUACUCGAGACAAUUCAUCUUCCGCUGGAGGUGCUCGAAGUGGAGGAUCUCGUGAAGCAUCAAAGAUUGGAUCUUGCCAUUGAGUACAACAGCAGCGACAGCGGAUCGACUGCAAGAGAAAAUCAACCAACAGAUAGCAUCAACAAACCACGAGUCUUGUAUCAAGUUGGGUCUUCCGAAAGUGAUCUUCCGGUUUGUGCGCCAAAUGCCGUCUGUUCGAAGAUUGAUCUCUACGAAACACCGUGGAUUGAGCGCCAAUGUCGCUGUCCGAAUACCACAACAAUCUCCAGCCAGCACAUUAACUACCAGCACAAUGAAUUCUUGGAGAAGCUCCUGCGGAAACUCAGCAAUGAUCCCACAAUAGAACGCAAAACAACGCGGGAGAUGCUAAAGAGACUCGGUGCGGUGUAUCAUGUGGAUGACAUCGUGCUGAGUGGGAUUGAUGAGGCAGAGCAUGGGCAGAAUUACUUUUACCGCAGCAAAGGUAGCAUCCACAAACAGAGAGACUUCAUUAGCCACCUUACAGCUACGGCGACUGAUUUGCACGAGAGCAAGAGACUUCGACAUGCCUCCCAUCGGGAUUUUGCCACAAUCGGUGGUUGUUCAAGUGCCAUCGGUGGGGAUGAUGGUCACACAAUUGUAGACAAAACACGACACUAUAAGCUCUGUAGUCCCAUUCACAAAUUACCUGUCUGUCGGUACUUUAAGGACUUCACGUGGACCCUUAAAUCUACAACAGGAGCAAAUUCAACGCAACAAAUAAUCCACUGUCGCUGUCCCAAGAAUUCAGUCACGUACCUCAUCAAACGAGAGCCACUAAUUGCAAAAGAUGAACAAGGAUAUGUCUAUUUCUUCGCUUGUUCGCCUCAGAGUCGCCUGAGAUGCCAGAGAAAGGAGCCAUGUAAACUUUUUACGGUACGAAAGAGACGAGAAUUUUUGGAUGAGGUCAAUACGAAUCCCUUGUGCCAAUGUCCGCAUAAUCAUCGUUGCCCUCGACAUCACACAGACGUGGGCGUAAUUGUGGGCAAAUCCUAUGCUCAGGACAAUAUUCGAACUUAUUCUGGCUACUGCAUGGCAGAUGAUUUGACAAAGUGAAUGGCUUAAAGAAUUCCUUAACAAGAUGACUUUCAUGUACAAUGCGAUAAAUACUUAGAUUACGAGCUAAUUAACCAACUAAUAAUGUAUAUUUUUUCAUGAGAAUGCCUACAAAAUGUAUUUAUUUUAUAAUAAUUUAUUUCACAGAAAAAAAAACAUUCGCAAAAAGAUGCCUCUCCUCUUUAUAAGUAAGAUUUUCUCAGAAUAGCUUUAAUACUAAAUUCAUAUUAAAAAAAAAUAUAGUAUAUAUAUAUAACAUGGCACCAUUUUCCUUAAUUUAUUGUAAAAGUUGAGAGAAUAUUCAAAAAUUGCUAGAGGCCGAAGACAAAAAAGUAUUUUUUUAAUUAAUUCUUUCUUUUUUCCAAUAACUCUUAAUAGAAGUAUAUUCUUUCCUCAUAACAUUCAUAUUUCAACAUUAUUGUACCUGAAUGUAUAAAAAAAAGAGUAAGAAGUGUUAUCUAGUUAGUUUUUUCUUUAAGAAUAUUGCUCUGUCCUAGAGAUAAGAUAUCACAAAAAUGGAUACCUUAAAAUACAUGUAUUUUUUUAAACACAGAUAUAAAAUCGGUAUGUAUAUAAAAGUUGUUGUGUACUUUAUUCGUUAAAAGGAAAAAAACAUACUUGAAUAAAUAAUUAAUUCACGGGACAAA
Molecule: messenger RNA, 2626 nt
Organism: Lutzomyia longipalpis
Lineage: Eukaryota; Metazoa; Arthropoda; Insecta; Diptera; Psychodidae
Gene: aos
Product: protein giant-lens
Exons: 5
Coding region: 834-1979 (381 amino acids)
Source: RefSeq, a predicted model, not a curated record